AUGCCUUUGGUCGCUCCAACUUCUCUCUUUCUUUUCUUAGCUACUACGCUACUCUUGGCAUCCAUUCUCACCUCUCCCAUCCUUGCAGUCCGUUUCCAAGAGCAGCGUCAAGACUUCGACCACCAAGCCCACGCCAAGCCGGGUGGCCCUUACUUCUCAGUCGACUGGAGUGGUGUUGGUUCGGUCCCGGUCACCCUCGACGCUUCCGAAAGCCACACCCACUACUUUGACAUUGGCCCCCCUCCCAUCUCCGGCAACAUCGUCAAGUACGAAUGGUAUUCUACACACACCGGUGCUCUGCUCCUGUCAACAGCGUCACCCUACCUCCAUGCCAAUUUCUAUCUGGGCGUCACUGUUCUCAAACUUAUAGUCACAGAUUCCACAGGUGACCAAGCAGUAGCCUACAGUUAUGUAUCCGUGAGAGCGCCAUUUGCAGAGGAGAACCAGAGCCCCACCGUCAACUGGAUUUCACCUCCCAACGGGCCUGUUGACGGGGGUACAGUUGUCACAGUCUAUGGCGAGGGAUUUUACAAUAGCCCCGUGGUCCUUUUUGACGGCGAAGCUAUCACCCCGGAGGUUGUUAGCACUGUGGAGUUGCGCUUUCGGGCACCGGCGGUUGACGGCCCUCGAACUGUGCAAAUGUCUGUGUCGAACGGCUUUGGGAGUAGCGCGCAAAAAGUCGACUUUCAGUAUGUUGCGUCAGGAGGAAACGAAGUGCGUUUCCGUGAGGACUUUGUCAAGACAGAAUCUGGAGAAAUGUUUAGCAUUCCAGAGAUUACCUCCCUUAAGCUCGGGCCUGACGCUUCGUACUACGCGGGCUCCUUGAGUGGAUAUAUACAUGUCUUCAGGAUUGAUCGGUCCCUGACCGUCAAGAGUUCAUGUCGAUCUGAUAACGCAGGCCCCGGACGAUCAAUUCUCGGACUCGCGUUUCAUCCAAACGAGCACUGGCCACUGAAGCUGUACGUGACUACGUCGACAUUAGACUGGCCGGAAAAGUUUACGGGCGCUGACUGGAACAACGGACAGGUCGAAGUAUGGAGUCGUAUGAGCAAAGCAAAUUGCCUGUCCAGGGCAAAUGUUCUCAUCACUGGCCUUCCGGUAUCAGCGGAUGACCAUGGCGUAAACAGCCUUCUAUUCAAAUCUGAUGGAAUGCUUCUUGUCGCUGUUGGUGGAUCUACGAACGCCGGGGUGCAUGUGAAUGACAAGACUGGCGGUAUACCCGAGUCACCUCUUAGUGGAGCCAUUCUGAUGUUCAACUUGUUCAAUGAGACUUUUGAGGGCGACAUUGCCUACUCGAACUUCUUUGACCCUGGCAUCACAAACGUGCAGUCAGGCAGUGUCUCGAUAUAUGCUUCGGGACUACGCAAUGUGUACGGGAUGGCUGUUCAUUCAAACGGGAAGGUUUAUGCGAUGGACAACGGACCAAAUAAUGGGUUUGGCGUUGCCGCGACGGGAUGUAACACUGUGGGUGGGCAAGUAUGGAGCCAAGACAAAUUGCUUUGCAUCCAGGAAGGGUCAUUCUAUGGACAUCCCAACUGGAACAGAGGCAGAUACGACCCGCGGCAAUGCUCAUAUGUAAGCCCCAACACUCCAAGUAGCGAGGGAUACACGAGACCGAUGGCGAUGGUUGAGAGUUCUACGAAUGGAAUACUUGAGUACACAGCCAAUACGUUCAAGUCAAGUCUUCGCGGAGAACUUUUGUUGAGUAAGCUUUCGUGGAGCGGGAAUGGUAUUCUGUUUCGAGCAAAGCUCAACGAAGAUGGAACUGGGCUCGUUGAACUCCCGCAAGAAUUGCAUGCAGAUUCCGGUCUGUCCAUUGAAAUGGGUGCUUAUGGUGAGCUACUGAUGCCAAAGAUCAAGCAAGCAAGCAUACUAGCGUUAGUGCCUGACGAGGAGUUUGAAGAUCAGCUCAAUGUGAUCGCCGUCGUCCCGCGGAGGGGGCCAUCGUUUGGUGGAAACACCGUUCUGGUGACUGGAAGCGGGUUUGAGAGCGGGGUGAGGAUAUAUUUUGGAGAGCUAGAAUGUACGUCUUAUGGGACCUUAGCGGAUGACGGUUCGAGCAUUGAAUGCCAGGUGCCGAGAUACUCUGUUGGGAGUCGAAUCGUGGACGUGGUCGCUAAAUACGAGAGUCUACAAAGCCAUCCAUCUAAGCUUGGAGAGUACGAGUACAUGAAGUGGUAGGAAAAGGUUUGGCUGGCAGAAGUCGUAAUGCGACGGGUCGUCGUGUUGAGGCGAUUUCGAUAGCAAUCCAUUUGUAACCAAACCAUGCCUUGAUCGCGCAACAUAACUUUACGAGGCCGAUAAGUUCCUCGCUGUAAAUAUGGGCAGAUGCCACUUUGUGCUUCA
Chondrus crispus (carragheen) is the source of this 2346-nucleotide messenger RNA. RefSeq lists its product as hypothetical. Bases 1 to 2181 code for a protein of 726 amino acids. Lineage: Eukaryota; Rhodophyta; Florideophyceae; Gigartinales; Gigartinaceae. The transcript has 2 exons. The record is from RefSeq and is a predicted model, not a curated record.